This is a messenger RNA of Echinops telfairi (small Madagascar hedgehog), 930 nucleotides long. RefSeq names its product olfactory receptor 149-like. The coding region runs from base 1 to 930 and encodes 309 amino acids. Gene Ontology annotation, molecular function: G protein-coupled receptor activity; olfactory receptor activity. The transcript has a single exon. Gene Ontology annotation, biological process: G protein-coupled receptor signaling pathway. NCBI's taxonomy places the organism in Eukaryota, Metazoa, Chordata, Mammalia, Afrosoricida, Tenrecidae. Gene Ontology annotation, cellular component: membrane. The record is from RefSeq and is a predicted model, not a curated record.
AUGAGGAAUCGCUCAGUGGUAACUGAGUUUAUCCUGCUGGGUUUCCCACACACAGAGGGUCUAGAGAACUUGCUCUUUGCCCUGUUUUUGACUUUCUACAUCUUCACAUUGAUAGGAAACCUGCUCAUUCUACUUGCAAUUGUCUCCUCCACUCGCCUUCAUACUCCCAUGUACUUCUUUUUAUGCAAGCUAUCAGUUUGUGACAUAUUUUUUCCUUCAGUGAGCUCCCCCAAGAUGAUGUUCUACCUCUUGGGGAACAGCCGUACUAUCUCCUACACAGGUUGUGUGUCCGAGCUCUUCUUUUACCACUUCCUGGGCUGCACGGAGUGUUUUCUGUACACUGUGAUGGCCUAUGACCGCUUUGUGGCCAUAUGUUACCCUCUACGCUACACAGUCAUCAUGAACCAUAGAGUGUGUGCCAUUCUUGCCACAGGGACCUCACUUUUUGGCUGUAUUCAGGCCAUUUUUCUAACAACCCUAACCUUCCAAUUGCCUUACUGUGGUCCCAAUGAGGUGGAUUAUUACUUUUGUGAUAUCCCAGUGAUGCUAAAACUGGCCUGUGCAGAUACAUCAAGCCUGGAGAUGGUGGGGUUCAUCAGUGUGGGGCUCAUGCCUCUCAGCUGCUUCCUUCUCAUUCUCACCUCCUACGGUCGCAUUGUCUACUCCAUCUUGCAGAUCCGCUCGGCAGAGGGUCAACGCCAUGCCUUCUCCACCUGCAGUGCCCACCUUACUGCCAUCCUUAUUGCUUACAUGCCAGUGGUAAUCAUAUACCUGCAGCCCACUCCUAGGCCCUGGCUUAACGCAACUGUUCAAGUCUUGAAUAACUUUGUCACCCCCAUGCUGAAUCCCUUGAUCUACAGUCUUCGGAAUAAAGAGGUGAAAUCCUCUCUAAGAAAGGUCCUGUAUCACUUAAGUUUCCAUUCUGGGUAG